This is a messenger RNA of Aspergillus candidus, 2205 nucleotides long. RefSeq names its product anoctamin family protein. Gene Ontology annotation, molecular function: chloride channel activity. The record is from RefSeq and is a predicted model, not a curated record. Bases 1 to 2205 code for a protein of 734 amino acids. Gene Ontology annotation, cellular component: cortical endoplasmic reticulum. Gene Ontology annotation, biological process: chloride transmembrane transport. Lineage: Eukaryota; Fungi; Ascomycota; Eurotiomycetes; Eurotiales; Aspergillaceae. The transcript has 5 exons.
AUGGCCACCUCCGCGCAAAUCAGCGCUGAACACAACAAUCAUGUGGACUACGUCAUCCAAUAUAGUUUCGCAGACACGGACAUCUCCCAGGCGUCUCAACAGUUUGAAUUGCUGCUGCGGAGUCUGUCCGAAGUAGGACUUCAGUCGGAAGUCCGCCAGGGCGAUGAGGAGUCGUUGCUGGUUUUUGUCCGCGCGGCCAAGAAACACCGUCUGAAACGAGCGAUCUACCAGUCCCGAAUUCGUGAUUGGUUGCAUGGCGUCCGUAACACCGAGCCCGAGCCCGAGGAGUCCGCUGAGCCGCAAACCGAGGGGGAGCGCUUGCGCGUGAUAUACCAUAUGAUAACGGUGCCCAAAGAUGCCGGUGGUGCUGGGAUCACGAUGAAGUAUGGCGAAUGGAAGAACGUCAAGGCGAUUUUCCCCCUGCAUGACGACGAGGCCAACAAGCAGUGCAUGCGGGCAUUCAACAGCAAAACCUUCCUGUCUACGGAGGACAUAGAUUAUAUUCGCGAUGCAUUCGGCGAGAGCGUCGGAUUCUACUUUUCUUUCUUGCAAUGCUACUUUAGGUUCCUCCUCUUUCCCGCGGCCUUUGGAUUCUCGUGCUGGUUGCUGCUGGGGUCGUUUUCGAUUAUAUACACGGUCGUCAAUGCUUUGUGGUGCAUUAUAUUCAUCGAGUAUUGGAAGCGCCAGGAGGAGGAUCUCAGCUGUCGCUGGCAGACAAAAGGGGUUUCCGCCGUUCGUGAGAAGAGACGCGAAUUCAAACCUGAAAAGGAGAUCUACGAUGCAAGCACGGGUGAGACACGGGGGACUUUCCCCACGGUGAAGCGGACGUGUCGACAGCUUCUCCAGGUGCCUUUUGCGGUACUAGUCACGGCAGCCUUGGGGCUUAUCAUUGCGACUUGUUUUGCGAUCGAGAUCUUCAUCUCGGAGGUUUACAACGGGCCACUCAAGACCUACCUGGUCUUCAUUCCCACCAUUCUAUUGUCUGCCCUCAUUCCCACCAUGAGUGCGGUUCUCCUGUCCGUCGCGACCAGACUCAACGACUACGAAAACUACGAGACUCAGGCUGCGUACGAUGUGGCCAUGACGCAAAAGACCUUUGUUAUCAACUUCAUCACCUCGUACCUGCCCGUGUUCUUGACGGCCUUUGUCUACGUCCCAUUCGCCAGCCUUAUCGUACCAUACCUCGAUGUCUUCCACCUGACCGUCCGCCCCUUCGUUUCUAAGGAGCAUGCCACGACGGCGCGCACCGACUUCAGCAUCGACCCGGACCGUCUGCGCAAGCAGGUCAUCUACUUCACUGUCACGGCGCAGGCAGUCAACUUUGCCAUGGAGACGAUCGUGCCGAUUCUCAAGCAGCGCCUGAUGCGCGAAUACAAGGCGUACAACCGCAGAAAGCUAGCGCAGGCCGGCGCGGGCGAGCAGUCCGAUGAGAAGAAAGCCCCACCAAUCACAUUUAACGACCACAAGGACGAGGUGGAGUUCCUCAAGCGCGUCCGCAAUGAGGCAGAACUGGAAGACUACGACGUGACGGACGACCUUCGCGAGAUGUGCAUCCAGUUCGGCUACCUAGCCCUCUUCUCGACCACAUGGCCCCUCGUACCCGUGUCAUUCCUCGUAAACAACUGGAUCGAGCUGCGCUCCGACUUCUUCAAGAUCUGCGUCGAAUGCAAGCGUCCCACGCCCCAGCGCGCUGACACCAUCGGGCCCUGGCUCGACAGCCUCGGAUUUCUCUCCUGGACAGGCAGCAUCACCAGCUCCGCCCUAGUCUACAUGUUCAACGUCCGGCCGAACGGUGCGCCCACCGCCAUCACAGGCUGGGCCCUCCUGCUCACCAUCUUCUUCUCCGAGCACCUGUACCUCAUGGUGCGCUACGCCGUCAGCGCCACCCUCUCCAAGAUGGACCCGCCCAACGUCCGCCAGGAGCGCACAGACUGCUACUUGCUGCGCAAGAAGUACCUAGAUUCCACCAUCGCCGCCCGGAGCAGCGACGACGAGGAAGAGCAGUCUGCUCCCCAGCCAGACGAGACGGGCGAAAUUCCGGAGAUCACGCGCAAAUCGCUGGAGGACGAUGCGCGUCGGUGGUCCCGCCAUGGGAUGGACUCGGCGGAGCGCUUCUGGAUGCGUCAGAGGGGGUGGCGCGAGUCUGCGCAGGUGGGCGAGUCGAUGAUCCAGGCGCUGUCGUCGCAUGAGAAGAAGAGGCAGUGA